CGAAAAUCUAGUACUUCAUCCCUAAUCCGGAAGAGAUUGGCGCGGUUUUCCGGUAAUGGGUUUCGGUCAGUGACCGGAGUUCUAAUUUGGUCGUCGAUUCAGUCGAAGAUGAAUCGACGACGACCUUAAUUCGGCGGGUGUCAGGUCGCCAUUUCUAUCCAUCGUUUGUAAGUUCUCGAAACGGUCCGCAAUCGGCAGCUCCUCUAUUGGAAUGCUAUUCUCACUAUCUGUUCCCAAAAUCAUGACCUAAAUUUGAAUCGCUAUCUUUCGGCUCACCGGAGCUGCUAUGGCACUCGAUCCAGGAGUUCAUCUCAGGCGAGGAUCCUGAGAUUCAGCGCUAAAGGUGAGCUGUUACAUUUUGCUGACUAGUUCACAGUAGUCCAUGGUUGUUGAAAAGUCAUCGCCACACGGAGGUGACCAAAUAGUCUGCUGUGGAAAUUUGUUUCUCGUCCGUUUACUUUUUGCAUCUUGAAGGAAAGAAAAAAAUGGUGGGCAACGAGUAAAAGUCUCGAUGGAGUCAGCCUGCCGUAUAAACGUCAAAAUUUUGCUUCUAAUGAAGGGUGGGUUGGCGGCUCUCUUGGGGAAGGAAACUAACCAUGAACUCUGCAAAUGUUGUUCUACUUUCUCUGCUUCUUUUCUGCCACCAAACAUGCUCCGCCUCUCGUGAUACGAUAGCCGCGAAUGAAUCCUUGAGCGACGGGAGCCUGGUGAUCUCUAGAGGUGGUAGGUUUGCGCUGGGAUUUUUCAGUCCUGGCAGUUCGAGCUAUAGAUAUCUUGGCAUUUGGUACCAUGGGAUACAAGAGCGAUCCGUGGUGUGGGUUGCUAAUCGGAACGAUCCCAUCACUGGAACUUCAGGGAUUCUUACGGGUCAUGGAUAUUGCUGCCUGCAUCUCUAUAGUAAUAGUAGCAGCAAACUUCCACUGUGGUCUGCUAAUGUUUCAGCGGGAUCAAAUGGUACCUGUGUAGCUCAGCUGUUGGAUUCAGGAAAUUUAGUGUUGAGGGAAGGUAAAAGUAAGAUGACUACUGUGUGGCAAAGCUUUGAUUAUCCUUCGGACACUCUGCUGCCUGGGAUGAGAGUUGGGUUGAGUAGGAGAACAGGUUUAAGCAGCUUCCUGACAUCUUGGAGAUCAGAGGAUGAUCCAGGUACUGGGAAUUUCUCAUAUAAGAUAAAGCCAAGUGCCUCAUCGCAGUUGUUUAUGAACCAUGGUAUCAAUUCUUAUUGGCGGGCCCCUCCUUGGCCAUGGCAGAGGUGGGAGGGUAACCAUGAGUUAUACAAUGACUCAUUUGUAGACAAUGAGGAUGGGAUCUUCGUGUCAAUUGAUCUUGUGGACUCGUCUGUGCUCGUGAGGGUAGUCGUCGAUCCUUCAGGAACCUUGAUGUUAAUGACACACGAUGAAAGCGAUGGCCGGUGGAGGGUCUACUAUACAACCCCUAAGCAGAAGUGUGAUUUCUAUGGAAGUUGUGGCCCUAACAGUAAGUGCGACCCUAGCAUUUCUUUUCCAUUUGAAUGUACUUGUUUACCUGGUUAUGAACCUAAGUACCCCAGAAAGUGGCAUUUAAAAGAUGGAUCUGGUGGGUGCGUCAGAAAGAGAUCAGAAUCAUCUUCUUUUUGUGGGGACGGAGAUGGGUUUGUGAGAGUGGCAAAAGUGAAGCUUCCUGAUACUUCAGCAGCCAUCUGGAUGGACUUGGGAACAAGGAAAUUGACCUGUGAAGGUGAAUGCAGAAGAAACUGUUUGUGCUCAGCAUAUGCUACCAUUGCUACUGAUGAGAAAGGGAUUGGUUGUUUGAUAUGGUACGGGGCACUGAUGGAUACAGUGUACUCUCAACCUCGUGAUUACGAUCUCUAUGUUCGUGUUGAUGCUCUUGAACUAGCUGAUUAUCUGAAGGAGUCCAGUGGCUUUCUUGAGUUGAAGAUGAAGUUGCAUUUCAGUAUUAUUAUACCAUCCAUCAUCUCAGCGUGGCUUGUCAUUUUCUUGUCCGUUUAUUUGUGGCUCAAAAAGCGGAAGAAGAGCAGGGCGAAGAACAGGCAGAUCAGGAAUAUAUUUCAUCGUCCGAGUGAUGAUUCAAAUUACUUGGAUGAUUCUUUGGCUUCAAAAGACACAAAACGAAGUACUAUCUACCCUGAAUUACCGUUUUUCAGCCUGAACACCAUACAUGAAGCCACUGACAGUUUCUCUCUGGCAAACAAACUUGGACAAGGAGGUUUUGGUUUAGUGUACAAGGGAAAAUUGCCCAACGGACAAGAGGUUGCUGUAAAACGAUUGUCCAAAAAUUCAAAUGAGGGGAUGGAGCAAUUCAAGAAUGAAGUAUUCUUAAUUGCAAAGCUCCAACACAGGAACCUUGUGAAGCUUUAUGGUUGCUGCAUCGAGCAAGAUGAACAGAUUCUGAUCUAUGAAUACCUGCCCCACAAUAGUUUGGAUUCGCUUCUCUUCGUUGACGAGAGCGUAAGAUCAGUUUUAGAGUGGGGGAAACGGUUUAACAUCAUUGUUGGUAUUGCUCGUGGCAUCUUGUAUCUUCAUCAGGAUUCAAGAUUCAGAAUAGUUCAUAGAGAUCUGAAACCUAGUAAUAUUCUCCUGGAUGCUGAGCUGAAUCCCAAAAUUUCUGAUUUUGGGAUGGCUAGAAUAUUGAAGGGUGACCAAAUGGAAAGGAAAACAACUAGAAUUGGCGGAACUUAUGGCUACAUGUCACCUGAGUACGCGCUCUUUGGAAGGUUUUCUGUGAAAUCAGACGUGUUCAGCUUUGGGGUGAUGUUACUGGAAACUGUCACCGGGAAGAAAAUGAAUGAGUUUUCUUUGGAAGAUCCUUCGUUGAGCUUGAUCGGUCAUGUGUGGGAGUUAUGGAGGGCAGACAGAAUCUCGGAGGUAGCCGAUUCGUCUCUGUCACUGUCACGCAGAGACUUGAACGAGGCACUAAGGUGCAUCCAGAUUGGGCUGUUGUGCGUGGAGGACAUUGCAGCACAUCGACCCGAUAUGCUGGCUGUGAUUCUUAUGCUGAACAGUGAAGCAACACCUGUUCCGUCCCCCAAACAACCUGCAUUUGUUUGCUCAAGACCCAAAGUGUUGCUCACAAAAGAACCGACAUACUCGUGUAGGUUCAAGAGUGAGAUCAGCACAGGGCCUGUGGAGAUCCUCAUUCUUUGUUCUGAAGACAUUCAAGAUAACUGCGGGAGAUCUUGCGGGGCAUAG
Linum tenue is the source of this 3185-nucleotide messenger RNA. Lineage: Eukaryota; Viridiplantae; Streptophyta; Magnoliopsida; Malpighiales; Linaceae. The record is from the annotation of a GenBank genome assembly.